AUGGAUCUUCCGGAUGCCUAUUUGCGGACCUCAAGGAGACUGGCAGAAUACUUUGUUGUUUGUGGACUCCCUGAAAAUCCUAAGCCAUAUGAUUUAACCAAGGUCUUGACUCAUUCUGAAGAGAUUAUUAUACAAGAUAAACCUGUGGACUUCACUGCAUUUCCCGAGCCGAUUGUGGACAUCCAAUUCAUUUGUUUGAAAGAACGAGAGAGUCUUCCUCAAGGUUAUCACGCAAUACGUCGUAGUGUGAGCGGCCGGUACAAAGCCAACAUACGUGGGCGUAUUGGCGACGAGGUCUACUUGUGUUAUCGUCGCGGGAGGGAUAGACCUCCCAUAACGAAUAUUUCGAUGUUCACCGACAAUCAGACACACCACCUAAGACAUGAUGCAUGGAAAAUCACGCACACGAUGGAGGAAAAGAACGCGAACUUGGGAAAUGCCCUUGGCUACCCCACAUAUCUGUCGUAUACACGCGCAUCACCUGUGAGUGGUAUCGAUCAGCUUGCGGUGGUUGAUAUGUGCAUCAUAUUCCCAGAUAAGGAAGAAUGCUGUCCACCGGCCUUUAACAAACUUUCCGAGUCGUUGAACAGUAAUCCGCUUGGGACAAAAUUGCACUUGUGUUUCCGAAAGUCACUGAUCAAGGAACAUACCAUCGCCUACGAGCCUGAGGUUCUUUUCUGCUACCGAGUUCCUCAACUUCCGUGGGAAUUCGACUGUGGCCCAUCAACAGAACAGCAGGAUAACUCAGAAGACUCUCCGACGGAGGACCCAGUCAAACGCGAGCAAGGAUCUUUGGAUCAGGACGUCUGUCAAGUCGCCAACUUUUGCUUGCCUUGGGGUGCCUCAAUUGAAUCGUGGUCAGUGGACCAAGACCAUCCCCAACCGAACCAUUUCACGUUCGUUCUGACGAACGAAGUCUACCAGCGGCUCUACGGCGUCGCGUUCACCUUCCACGAGCCCUACGAUAUCAACAAACUAGAUAUGGAUAAAUGUUACCGGCUCGGUGCGGAUCCGGAGCUUCUGUUUCCUUCAUCAGGCUCCACUGCCGUAGUUCACACAGUGGAUGAGUUGGAUCCCGAGGAAAAGGCCAAAAUCACCGCCAGACAAAAGCACUUUCUUCGAUCGCGCGUUGGUGAUCGGGUGAUUGGUGUGACCAAGACCAUUUGCAUCCUGUCGCGGUGGUCGUUUCCCGUCGCCUUCACAAACUUUUUGGCCUUUUUCUACAGUCGUUGUUUCCCUGGCGCCAAAAAUGAUCCUGUUCCUUUGGAACGCUAUUUAACCCAUUUUCUAUGUGAAGUGCCUUUUCCGGACCCGAAAAUGCCAAAUAUCUUGGUGGAGCUUUGUGCCGCCCCCAUACUAUUGCAACUACCAGAUGAGUCAAAUGCUUCGUCAAGCUCUGAGCCAUUUUUCUACUUGCUGAGUCAACUGGGUGUUGACCUGUCAAUCGAAAUGCUUGUACAAAUGCUCACCGAACAGAAGGUGCUUCUUACCUCUGUCCAGCACUUCCUUCUCACGCAAAUCGGAGAGGCACUGACCUCGAUGAUCUUCCCGCUGCAAUGGGCCGUGGUCUACAUUCCAUUCAUCUAUAUGGGUCACGUGCAGGUCAUCCAAUCACCGUUCCCCUAUCUUAUCGGAGUAGAUUCACGGUUUUUCGACUUCUUCCGUCUACCACAUGGUGGUGAGGGUAUCACCUAUGUGGAUUUGGACACGAAGAAUUUCAAACCCGCCGAAUCCAUUGGUCAAGAACCUGUCUUGACCUCAAAGAUGUUGCCCAGGAAACCGAUGAAAGAGCUGAAAGCGAAACUGAACGCGCUGUAUGCUGAGAUUUGUGCUCUGCGGCACCGAAGAUCUAAGGAACCGGCCAACUACAUGUUAAAGUGCCUAUUCUCCGAACCGGGGUCAGAAUUGGCCAACAAGGAGUUGGCGACGCUGCGAAAACGGACCGAAAUUGGUGCACGCGUCAAAGACGCAUUCAUGCUUUUCAUGGCCAGUCUGCUUAAGGACUAUCGUAGCUACCUCAUUCCUGUUCGAUUGGCAGAAAGGGAUAUGCUGUUUAACAAUGAAGCGUUUCUCACACAUUCGGCUGACGAUAAGUCACGCCCAUUCUACAGUGCUCUUUUUCAAACACAACAAUGGGUAAAUUUUGUGCGUGACCGGAGCUACGCCUCACCCCGUGAAGAAGAGUUGACCAACUUUGACAGUUUGAUUGCCCGAUUGUGGGGUGAGCGGCGCGCCUACUCGGGCAAUCGCACAGCUAGCGCUUGUUCUGUUUCCAGUGCUAGCUCUGUUCGCCACAGUGCAGACAACAGUUCCGUGGAUAUAUCUGUGAUCCCUGGUCUCAACUCUACUCGAGAUGCCCGCGAUGAGUCAUUCGUGCUCAAACUUCUCUCUUACGGACAAAUGACCAAUGAAUCGACAUGCACUAUCGGUCCCCCAUCAUGGCCGGUACCACUUGGCGAUUUCAGCCCUGAGGAGUCAACUGAGACGACAAAGCACCGCGAAAAGUCUCUUCUCCCGCGUUGUCCAUUCGAUCUUGUACCUGUGAACUUGAAUACCCGCUUGAUGGACCGUUUGGUUUCCUAUGCCUACCAACAACAAUUUAACGCCUUGGAUAAAGCCUUCGGAUUGGCUCCAAACGAUUCCAAUGGCGGUUUAUUUUCCUUGGCGGCCUCGGAUCCUCAGCCCCCGACUGGUACCCCAGCUGCAGGCAAUCGAAUGUUUUACUCACGACUCUUGGGGGUUUGCCCCACCGUAGAGAAUCCUUCCCCAUUGAUCCCUCGAGCGUCACUCAAUCUUGGACUCACUGGAUUGCCCACAAAAUUCCCGUUGCCAAUCAGCAGUAGCUGGAUUUUACGACGGUCUCCAUUAGAGGUGGGACACACAAUGGAGUUUUGCAAACGUGCAAUUAAUAAAUACGAUCUUCGUUGGGCCAAACAAAUCGUGGGCACCAUAUACUCGUUGUGGUUCAUGUUAUUACCUACCUACCUGGCCUCGUUGCACAUGUACGCAUCGGAGCAGCAAAAGGCACAACCGAACGAACAGGAGGACCAGGACGAACCCAUGAUUACUCUGAACAACUGCCUAUCAGAGGCAGUUCAGCUUGCCGCUCGCCUGACCAAGUACGACAUGGUUGGACCGGAUCAGGUAAUGGAGCGUAUCCUCCUCGUAUUGAUCUAUCAAAACCGACCUCCAGACAUCUCGAUUCCGGACUUUUUGGAAGAGGUUGACUGGAAUGAUUCCUCUUUGGGAUUGGUGAAUCAUAUAUUCAAGAUGUACGAGAAAGAAUGCCAAGAGAUGCAACGUCUUGAACUUCUCCGUGCCCACGAACACCUCUGUCGGCAAAAUACAGGGACCAAUCGUCGUUCCGCCUCCGUCUCUUACUCAACAGGUGACUUGGGCACAGUUCAUAGUGAGCCAUCUUUUAUGGGGCUCAAUCCUACAGAACCUGGAAACGUGGACGACAGCUCUGUCGGCUCAAAAUCGACUCCGCUGCACUGUGGAGUUCGCGAGUCUUACAUGGCACACAAACGUUCGAGCAGUUCGACGGCUGCUUGCUUUGGAUUUCACACAACCGACCCCGUGCAAACCGCAAAAAGCGAGACAGACUCGGGUUUGUUGUUGGUCGCCGGUAGCGGGGAGGAACCGAUUGCAGACGAUCCUUCUACGACGGGCCCUCGAAGAGAAGCUGGUCAGGAAACCUCGUCCGAUUGCGCUGUCCAGGCUCCUAUAAAACGCCUAAGUGCGACGGGCGGAUCAGCUCCCCUAGCUUCCUCCGAUGACCUCGCGGAUUUGGGCUAUUCAACAUUGCAACGACCACCGGGUUCGAUAAGCAACUUUGUGCCUACCACCACCACCACCACCACGACACAGCUGCCUACAUCUUGCGAGGUCCAAGAGAAUGUCGAAGCACUGAACUCCCAAACCAGCCCGUCUCGUAUCCCCAAUCAACGAUCGCAAGUCGCAUCGAAUGGUUUCAUGGAACCACUGCAAAAGCCUCCACAAUCCACUUGGUUCGAAUCGGAACCACUGCAGUCUUCAGAACUACGACCAAACCAUCUGACGAGUGGUCGAAAGCACAUUGUUGUCGCCCAAAGUCGCCGCAGUUCCAAUAGUGGGGAGAGUUCGGACAGCAGUGAGGGCAGUGAAUCCAGCGAGGAAAAAAGCCAACCCACAGGGGGGAGUUGCUUGCCCAAAUAUCGCUCUGGGGAUACUCAACAACCUCGGCCCAUCAAUCUGAGACUCAACAGUACCGAGCAGACCACAGUUUGCUACCCAUCUGGUCAGUCAGAUUCCAUUUCAAGGGAUAAAUCCUCGACAUCAGGCAGUGGGUUGACGGAGCACACAAACGAUGCCGGACAGAAACCUCGUGGUUCAUUGGACUAUUUGAAUGAUAUGUUCACAUCUCUGGGAACGUCGGAUAUCACUUCAAAAAUGAUGGAGUCAUUCCGCGGCUGGUUUUCCCCCGGUCAGAAAUACGCCUCCACCACAGAGAAUACUCCUCAAUCGAAACGGCGAAUUUUUCCGGGAAAUUUGAACCUUUUCUCGACACCCAACAGUGCCAGACUCCCAAGGAAUAUGAGACGCUGGCAGGUGAAAAACCAAGGAGUUGCGGACGGGUCAACUUUGAAGAACGGUGAACAUGGCGACGAGGAGGAGAUGAAUGACCACGUGUAUCCAAAUGAACAACCGAUCAAUAUGACUGCUAUCUCGCAGGCGGCACUUCAUGGAGAUGAUCUAGUGGCGCUGCAGUUUCAUCGCGAGCUCUGGUAUCGUAUUGGUGGAACUAUGGUUAUUGGGACGCCGUUUCAACGACUCUACCCCGCCUCUCUCUCCACCUACCUUUCGGGACGGCUCGGUCAGUCGUCAGUGGCAGGCAAUCCAAACAGGCUAAGCCAAUCUCCUAUGCUCAGAACUCGGGGGCCAAUCCGACCGAAUCGAUCACCGUCAUCUAACCCAGAUAUAUGUGAUACACCUUCCAGUCAGGUACUAGCCGGUAGCUCUCUCAAUCCUGGUGGGCGGACUUGUACAGAACCAAACCUGACCUCAUUGCAAUCCCCUGAAGUGGUUCAGCUACACAUCUUCUUGACCACAUGCAACGCCUGCCCUAACUGCAAAACAUUCGUGCAUGAUGAAGAAAUUAUGGCCGCCUGGUCUGCCGAUGAGGACGAGCGAAAUAUCCGCUGUCCUUUUUGCGAGGAGGAGUUUGGACCACAACUCACGGUCCGUGUGCUCGGCGAUAUCGGUCAACAACCAUCUUCGCCUUCCACGAAACAGCCCACCCCGGUUGGUGACUUUUCGCCCACAGUCGGCCAAUCAGCCGGUGACACAAUGAGAAAUGACUCAUCAAGGAAUAGUCUUGAGCGGACUUCUCCAGCUUCUGUGAAAGGUCUGAUGGAGUUCACGCACUCUUAUAUGAGUCCGUUCGUCCUUCGAAAGACGCUCGAGACUGUACUGCAACGCGAGGGUGGCGAGUGUUUCCGUCUUGUGCGCACGCCCAAACAAACCUUGCUCUUUCGACACGAACAUCUUCUCUGGAAUCUGGUUUGGUACACCCAUCGACUGGGCUUGCCGACGAACCUACUGGAUGUGUUCCCUGUGUGGCUGAUGGAUCGACAAGCUGAACAGCAGCUGUGCUUAGCCUCCGGGGCUUCUAUGAGUCCGCGACGUAUUGAAACAACGAACAAAAUUCCCGAUGCUUUACUGCAAGUCAAACUUUCCCCAGAUCUACCUGUUCGAAUCUCGUUACGUUGGAAUGCCUAUCAAUCCGCACGCAGUAUGGCCAGUAAGCCGUUGUACAAACAGUGGCUUCGUCGUAAAUCAGAAUACCGAUCCCAUUGCAUGCUCAUCCAAGGUAGUCCAUCGACCAGUCCAGUCUAUACCCCAUCCAACCUAAAUUUGAGUGCUUCUUCAAAGUGCCCCGCUGAAGCAACCAUGGCUCGCGUGGUGGACGCUAUUCGACAGUCCAAAAUGGCGAAUGCCUUUGAUUCGCUCGUCCAAUUCCGUGCUUCGAUUGCCCAUCAGAAACCAAUGUCUACGGUCAUUUGCAACCAGUCCCCUUCUCAGCCGUCAGGAUUGAUACUACCAACAGUUCCUUCGCCGCCUCUGACUCAGCUGACUGGAUCGGCUGAGCAGAAGCAGGUGAAUAAUACACGAUCUGAGUGCACAGAGACACAUCGCUGCGCCUGGUGUCUGGAGGGAUCUUUGUAUAGAGAACUGCUAUUUUUGACCAUAACCGCCCUACCUCCUGCCCACAUUGAUUUAGUGCAAUUCGACGAUUUGUACAACCACUCUUAUCAGCACUAUCGAUCCAAGGGGAAUCCGCUGGUUCAUGAUUCCGAUCGACCGCCAAACUACGUGGCGGCGGCUUGUCGCCAAAUGCUACGUUCCCUUACCUUGGUCCCCUGAACUGUGUUACACCUGGCCUAUUUAUCACACACUAUUUUCGCUGUUUAUGAUUAGCUGCCUAAAUCAUUACCCUGGAAAACGGCUGUGACACGAGUUGCUCCAAUCGCUCUGUCUCGUCUGAUUAUACACACACACACACACACACACACUUCUCGUUUAUUUCCACGUGUACUGUGCCUCCCAACUACUGCAUUCCGUUUGUAUCUUUCUCGUUCGUUAGUAAAUCAUGUAUACAUUCCCCUUGACCCAUCUGGGGUGCCUCCGUAGAACGGGGCCAUUCAUUUGCUCUAACUAUUCAGUCACCGCGUCACCCUACAUAGACUCUCUGUGACUGACCAGCGCACACUAUCGAUGUUUCACCGUACGCGGAAUCCGCCAUCUUUCGCACCCCCACCCCCCAGUUCUCAUUCGCCCGCUGCACACAAUUUUUGGUUCCUCUGUUCUUGGUUUUCCUGAUCGUCUGUUUGUGUAUCAUCACCCCUAUCUGAGUUUUUUUUUCGGGUUCGUUAUUUUCCCGGAAACGUUCCUUGAGCAUUUAUUAUGAUCAUAG
Molecule: messenger RNA, 6955 nt
Organism: Opisthorchis viverrini
Lineage: Eukaryota; Metazoa; Platyhelminthes; Trematoda; Opisthorchiida; Opisthorchiidae
Exons: 29
Coding region: 1-6405 (2134 amino acids)
Biological process (GO): regulation of Rab protein signal transduction
Cellular component (GO): cytoplasmic vesicle
Source: RefSeq, a predicted model, not a curated record